Messenger RNA from Nannospalax galili (Upper Galilee mountains blind mole rat), 862 nucleotides. RefSeq names its product bolA family member 1 (gene Bola1). The coding region runs from base 141 to 554 and encodes 137 amino acids. The record is from RefSeq and is a predicted model, not a curated record. The transcript has 2 exons. Gene Ontology annotation, cellular component: mitochondrion. NCBI's taxonomy places the organism in Eukaryota, Metazoa, Chordata, Mammalia, Rodentia, Spalacidae.
CCUGCCGAGUUCUUUUAGCUCCCCACCUACCUAAGCAGAACUUGGUUUCCUAGCGUGCUUCCGGACGCCAGAAUUGUGUCCUCCGUGUUCUUCCGGAGCCGGAGCAGCGGUAUCCAGGCUGUGCAGCAGGUAGAAAGCGGAUGCUGAGUGGACAGCCGGCCCGGCGCCUGGUCGCUAUGGCCACCCGCAUCUGUGUGUCACGGGGCAGCGCGGGAUCUGCGUCCUGCGGACCUGUGGAGGCUGCUAUUCGUGCGAAGCUGGAGCAAGCCCUGAGCCCCGAAGUCCUGGAGCUGCGCAACGAGAGCGGCGGCCACGCGGUCCCACCAGGCAGCGAGACGCAUUUCCGUGUGGCAGUGGUCAGCUCUCGUUUCGAGGGACUGAGCCCCCUGCAACGGCACCGACUGGUCCACGCCGCGCUGUCGGAGGAGCUGGCCGGACCGGUACACGCGCUGGCCAUCCAGGCGCGGACUCCCGCCCAGUGGAGGGAGAACUCACAAUUGGACGCUAGUCCUUCCUGCCUGGGUGGAAGCAAGAAAACUCGAGGGACCCCCUGAUACCCAGUGGGGAGGGGGGCAACGAUCCGAAUGAGCUGAGUGAGAAUAAACUACUAAUACCACUACCUCAAUACCUUGAUUUGUAAGAGCGAGGACCCCCGGGUCCCCCAUUGUUAGCACAUGCCAGUCAGAGGUAGUAACUCCAGGUCAAAGCCAAGCUAGCCUAGGGGGAGACCAAACCAGCCGCUCCUGCCUGGACUAGUUCGGAAGGGCUGCCACCUGUUCCAUGUUAAAUUGUGACCUAGGCCCUGCACCAAUUCUGGUGAAUUGGAAACAGCCCUGAACAUUAAAAGAGAAGUUGCAUUGAA